Molecule: messenger RNA, 1487 nt
Organism: Pelodiscus sinensis (Chinese soft-shelled turtle)
Lineage: Eukaryota; Metazoa; Chordata; Testudines; Trionychidae
Source: RefSeq, a predicted model, not a curated record
AAAUCCGUAGCUGCAUAGUUGUAUAAAAUGACUGCAAUAAAGUCUGCAAGAGGAAAUACAGAAAUGGUCACUACCAGAAGAACAGAAUCACAUGAUGUUUCUGGUAUUAUAAGUCUCAUGCGAUAUUUUACUGAACAAACUUUUGGAAGGAUUAAUGUCAUCUAUCUUUUAGAAAAAGCUAACCUUGCAGUGACACUCAGCAAUGAGAAGAAUGAGGUUAUUGCCCAUGCUGCAUUUCUGGACUAUCCAAAUUGGAAUAUAGUUGAUCAAGCUGAUUGGGAAUCAUUUUUACAUGAAAACUACAGUAACGAAAAAUGCACACCUCUGAAUACACUGUUUAUGCAUCUUUUUGUGGCAAAUGAGGAAUAUGUAGUUGGAUGUGCCCAAGAAAUCAUUAGGACAGUUUUUAAUGCAGUACCAGCAGUGCACUUUAUUCUUCUUUUCAUACCAAGUCAUGUGGAUUUAGGUCCAGGCUUGGGAACAUUUUUUGAGCAGAUGAUCAGUGUUCCAGGUUCAAUCAUUGAUGUGGACUUUACAUUGUAUGUGUGUCACAGGCACCAACAUUGUCCCCAACUGUACAUUCGCAAAGCAAGGGUGGAAGACCAUGAUGAUCUCAUGCCUAUUUUCAUGCACCAGAACGAAAUUCUGAGAGAAACUUAUGGAGACUACUUCCUUGCAGAACUUAUAGAAGCUCAAGAUGAAGAAAAUCAUGCUGCUGUUUGUGAGGAUGAUGGCAUGGCAGUAGGGCUCAUGAGUGUUUGCGCUGAAGUGAAUAUACAGUUGCUUCAUGACUGUUUUGACCUGGGGCCUUUCCAUGGUCUCUGCAAACCACAUCCUGAUGAUAUUCUCAAGCCACCACAGGAGCCAAGUAUUCAAGCAGAUGAAGAAAAAAGCAGCCAAACAAGUCAAGAGGCAGAAUCUGUUUUAUCUCAAAACUCUGACCGUAUUAGUUCACAAGAUAUGGAUAUACAGCUGGACACCAAAAAUGAAGAUGUCCUUCCCCAAGCUGCAGAUGAUGUCACCUCACAAUCUACAACAGGAAGUCUUCAGAAUAAUGUUUCAGAGAAGGAGGGUGUAAACACUGUUUCCAGUGCUGAAUUGCCAAUAGAUGAUCUCAUAGGCACAGAUUUGAAAGCCGCUGGGACACCUAGCUUAGAGGCUGAUGAGAGAGAUUCCUUUCAUCCUGUGUACAGAGGAGCUGUAACUGCUUUCUGUAUUCAGCUGUUCUGUAUUGAUGAGAAACAUGAAACAAGGUCACUGGAUUUCUUGCAGUAUGUUUUCAACCUCUUUCCAGACAAAGACUUUUGCAUCAUCACAGUGCCACACCUCGUGCCAGAAUUCCUUCUGAUCCAGAAUUUUGUUCGAGUUGAUCCAUUCAGCAAUUCCACUCUUGAUCAUGAGCUCUAUGUGUUUCACCGUGCAGGACUGCUCACGUAAAGAUUUUGCUAUAAGUAUAUUAACACAAAGGGGCAGUAGAGACCAUGGCU